Calliphora vicina (urban bluebottle blowfly) is the source of this 602-nucleotide messenger RNA. It is a transcript of the gene Pomp, whose product is annotated as proteasome maturation protein. The record is from RefSeq and is a predicted model, not a curated record. The transcript has 3 exons. Gene Ontology annotation, biological process: proteasome assembly. Gene Ontology annotation, cellular component: nucleus; cytoplasm. Lineage: Eukaryota; Metazoa; Arthropoda; Insecta; Diptera; Calliphoridae. The coding region runs from base 104 to 502 and encodes 132 amino acids.
CGUCAAUACAAAUUGUUUGUCAUUCCCAAUUCAAAAAGAAGAAGCACCAUAGUAUUGCAAAAAUUUAUUAUUUAGACAGAAAUUUUAGAAUUAUACUUAAAAAAUGGAAACCUCUAUUAAAGUACAACCCUCAGCCGUCACAACUUUAGAUGCAGCACCCGCCGUAGCAGCUCCCGGUAAAUCCAAUUGUUUAAUGCAAGUUGCUCACAUCCAUCGUUUACGCGAUUCGGAAGCCAACUAUGAUCAACAUCAAUAUGAUCUUAACAUGCAAAUGAUGAGAAAUCGUGAGGGUUUGAAUGUACCCAUUAAAAUGGGCAUGGAACUUUUCGCCGCCAGACAAGUUGGUCGUUUGCCUUUCCUUCAGUCGAGCAAUAUGAUGGAAGAUGUUCUUAUGGGUCGUGAUGAAAUGAUUGGUUUCCAAGAUUUCCUAGGUGUGCCCGAAAAUUAUGAAUUUAUGCGCCAGCCUCAUGUUGUAGUGGAGAAAUCUUUAGGUAUUUUUUAAAUUGUAUGUAAUUAUGAUAAUGGCUUUUGAUGUAAAACAUUAAAGACAAGUUUUUGUGAAAAUAAUUUUUGUAAUAAAAUUUAAAGGGAAUUAAAAAUUA